Messenger RNA from Daldinia decipiens, 963 nucleotides. RefSeq lists its product as uncharacterized. Bases 1 to 963 code for a protein of 320 amino acids. The record is from RefSeq and is a predicted model, not a curated record. Lineage: Eukaryota; Fungi; Ascomycota; Sordariomycetes; Xylariales; Hypoxylaceae. The transcript has a single exon.
AUGGCCAGUAUCAGCUUUCCUGUUGGCUCAACGGUCGCCUACGCCGUUCCAAUCCUCGAGCUCACAGGAGCUGUUCACCAGAUCCAGGCUACGUUUGAGAAUGGAGACCAUGUUUUUACGUCGUCAGAUUUCAAGCUAGGUACCGUCCGUGUCGCCGGCAGCCGGGCCUUGAUCGGACGCUUGACCUUCCGGUAUUCUUAUGACUCAAGCAACAAAAUUAUCACCGUCUGCGGCACCAACUACCCUUCAGCUGAUGGUAUGACCAUGAUGACCAUGCCCGAGGGCAUGGACAAUGAGGCAUGCUUCGAACACGCUGCAGCUACCGGUUUCCUAGCUGAUGAGGUCUAUCGAGGUGGAAAGUGGAACUACUACUCUCCCCUGAUGCCGGGCGCGCCCGAGAGGAUCAAGAAUAUAGUCCGGGCUGCCAACGAUGCGUUGAUUUCUGCUUUAGGGGAGGUACCCGAUCUCACCGUACGGGUCCGCGAGAUCCUACCAGAGCUACCGGUGGAGGAUUACCUAGCGCUAUGUUUCGUUACUCGCGACGGAAGAGUCCUCGAGAAAUACGAUCCUACCAAGCUGUACGGACUUGACGACGAGUUACACACACCUCAUUCAACAUUCAUGGGAAAAGAGGAAUGGCCAGACAAGAUUGAUUUUGCCAAUGUCAUCGGAAGCACAUCGGAUCCGCGUCCCCCCAGCAAAUCGUGGCUCGAUCUAUGGAGAACUACAAUGGAACGCGAUGGACCGAAUUGCGCGUCAUUAGGAUUCCCUGAAGAUGUCUCGUGCAGUGGGACGUCAGUUGGCGGUCAUGUUAUAUGUGGACGAACCGCGCAGAAAGUAGAUACAGGAUCAAACGAUGUCCGCAUAAUCCCAAUCUGUCGCGGGCAUAACGGCAGGAACUCGACGUAUAUGAGGACGAUGAAAGAGAGAUGGGUGGUCGUAUUGAAUAAUUACAUGCAGUAG